Molecule: messenger RNA, 3524 nt
Organism: Papilio machaon (common yellow swallowtail)
Lineage: Eukaryota; Metazoa; Arthropoda; Insecta; Lepidoptera; Papilionidae
Product: loricrin
Exons: 9
Coding region: 35-3427 (1130 amino acids)
Cellular component (GO): extracellular region
Molecular function (GO): chitin binding
Source: RefSeq, a predicted model, not a curated record
GUAGUCGUGUAAUUCAUGCGCAGUAUUGUAAUUGAUGUUUAAAGUUUCUGUGCGGAUUGGAAAAUUUACUACAUUUAGUGUAAGGCGUAUAAUGAAAGGCGCCGGGAUCAUAUUGAUCUGCGCAUUAACACUUGUAAAAGGAAAUUUAAUUGAUAUAAACAAAAAUGGAUGUCCAUUGGAUUACACCAUAGAACGUUUACUUGAGCAUGAAGAUUGUAAUAAGUUCUAUCAAUGCACAAUAGGAGAGUUAGUAGAACACACAUGUCCUAAAGAUUUACUUUUCAACAUUGAAAAAAACGAAUGCGAUUGGCCCGAAAAUGUAAUUUGCGGUGACAGAGUCAUACCAGAUAAGGACGAAGGCAAUCAAGAUGCGGAUGGUGACGCAAAUGGUGGAAAUUGCAAUCCCAGCGAAGCUCCGAGCAUUUGUGCUACCGAAGGUUCUGACGACAUUUUAAUAGCUCAUGAGAACUGCAAUCAAUUUUACAAAUGUUUGCAAGGAGUACCUGUCCCAUUAAAGUGUGCGUCAAAUCUGUUGUACAACCCUAAUAAGGAGAUAUGUGAUCGGCCAGAAAAUGUAAGUUGUGGAGACAGAAUAAAACCAGACUGUGAUUUUAACGAUGGCAAUGACGAACAAGUUGGAGAUGACGGAGCUGAAAUUGACGAUGAGGGAAACUGCAACUGUGACCCCGGAGAAGCAGCAUCGAUUUGUGCAGCACCAGAUACAGAUAGUAUGUUGAUAGCCCACGAAAACUGUAAUAAAUUCUAUAUUUGUGCACACGGUAACCCCAUUGCAAUGUCAUGCCCAGCAGAUCUUUUAUACGAUCCCUACAGAGAGCAAUGUUGGUAUCCUGAAGAGGUCGAUUGUGGGGAUAGAGUAAUCCCUGAAGACAAUGGAAAUGGCGAAGGCGGCGGCGGUGGCAGUGGAGGCGGCGGUGGAGGCGGUGGAGGUGGCGGUGGCGGUGGAGGCGGUGGUGAUGGUGGGGGAAGUGGAGGAGGAGGAGGUGGAGGCGGUGGAGGAGGCGGUGGAGGUGGCGGCGGAGGAGGCGGCGGAGGUGGCGGCACCUGUAACUGCAACCCUGGCGAAGCACCUUCUAUUUGCGCUGCUCCAGACUCCGACGGUGUAAUAGUAGCCCACGAAAACUGUAACCAAUUCUACAUAUGCGCCCACGGUGUACCGGUAGCGAUGCGUUGCCCAGGCAAUCUCCUAUACGAUCCAUACAAAGAGCAAUGUUGGUAUCCUGAAGAGGUCGAUUGUGGCGAUAGAGUAAUCCCUGAAGACAAUGGAAAUGGCGAAGGCGGCGGCGGAGGAGGCGGUGGAGGCGGCGGCGGCGGUGGAGGCGAUGGCGGUGGAGGCGGUGGAGGCGGCGGUGGAGGUGGCGGCGGAGGUGGUGACGGCACCUGUAACUGCAACCCUGGCGAAGCACCUUCUAUUUGCGCUGCUCCAGACUCCGACGGUGUAUUAGUAGCCCACGAAAACUGUAACCAAUUCUACAUGUGCGCCCACGGUGUUCCGGUAGCGAUGCGUUGCCCUGGCAAUCUCCUAUUCGAUCCAUACAGAGAGCAAUGUUGGUAUCCUGAAGAGGUCGAUUGUGGGGAUAGAGUAAUCCCUGAAGACAAUGGAAAUGGCGAAGGCGGCAGUGGAGGAGGCGGUGGAGGCGGCGACGGAGGCGUCGGCGGAGGAGGCGGUGGAGGCGGUGGUGAUAGCGGAGGUGGUGGUGAUGGCGGGGGCAGUGGUGGAGGAGGAGGCGGCGGAGGAGGCGGCGGAGGUGGUAACGGCACCUGUAAUUGCAACCCUGGCGAAGCACCUUCUAUUUGCGCUGCUCCAGACUCCGACGGUGUAUUAGUAGCCCACGAAAACUGUAACCAAUUCUACAUAUGCGCCCACGGUGUGCCGGUAGCGAUGCGUUGCCCCGGCAAUCUCCUAUACGAUCCCUACAGAGAGCAAUGUUGGUAUCCUGAAGAGGUCGACUGUGGGGAUAGAGUAAUCCCUGAAGACAAUGGAAAUGGCGAAGGCGGCGGUGGAGGAGGCGGUGGCGGAGGAGGCGGUGGAGGCGGCGGAGGAGGCGGCGGCGGAGGUGGUAACGGCACCUGUAACUGCAACCCUGGCGAAGCACCUUCUAUUUGCGCUGCUCCAGACUCCGACGGUGUCAUAGUAGCCCACGAAAACUGUAACCAAUUCUAUAUAUGCGCCCACGGUGUACCGGUAGCGAUGCGUUGCCCCGGCAAUCUCCUAUACGAUCCCUACAGAGAGCAAUGUUGGUAUCCUGAAGAGGUCGAUUGUGGGGAUAGAGUAAUCCCUGAAGACAAUGGAAAUGGCGAAGGCGGCGGCGAAGGAGGCGGUGGAGGCGGCGGCGGAGGUGGUAACGGCACCUGUAACUGCAACCCUGGCGAAGCACCUUCUAUUUGCGCUGCUCCAGACUCCGACGGUGUCAUAGUAGCCCACGAAAACUGUAACCAAUUCUAUAUAUGCGCCCACGGUGUACCGGUAGCGAUGCGUUGCCCCGGCAAUCUCCUAUACGAUCCCUACAGAGAGCAAUGUUGGUAUCCUGAAGAGGUCGAUUGUGGGGAUAGAGUAAUCCCUGAAGACAAUGGAAAUGGCGAAGGCGGCGGCGAAGGCGGCGGCGGAGGAGGCGGCGGCGGAGGUGGUAACGGCACCUGUAACUGCAACCCUGGCGAAGCACCUUCUAUUUGCGCUGCUCCAGACUCCGACGGGGUAUUAAUAGCCCACGAAAACUGUAACCAAUUCUACAUGUGCGCCCACGGUGUAUCGGUAGCGAUGCGUUGCCCCGGCAAUCUCCUAUAUGAUCCCUACAGAGAGCAAUGUUGGUAUUCUGAAGAGGUCGAUUGUGGGGAUAGAGUAAUCCCUGAAAACAAUGGAAAUGGUGAUGGCAGCGGCGGUGGUGGCAAUGGCGAUGGCGAUGGCGGAGGCAAUGGAGGAGGUGGAGACAGUGGAGGUGCUGGAGGUGGGAAUGGCACCUGUAACUGCAAUCCAGCUGAAGCGCCAUCGAUUUGCAUGAGGACGGAUUCUGACGGUAUAUUAGUAGCACACGAAAACUGUAAUCAAUUUUACAAAUGCGCUCACGGUGUACCUGUAGCAUUGUCUUGUCCAGGAAAUCUGUUUUACGACCCGUACAGAGAGCAAUGUUGGUAUUCAAACGAAGUAGACUGUGGAGAUAGAAUAAUGCCAGAACAGAACGACAACGGCAGCGGCGACGGCUGCCACUGUUCUCCCCGUGAAGCACCAUCUAUUUGUCGGUCAGAAGGCUCCGAUGGAAUUUUAAUUGCACAUGAAAAUUGUCGUAAAUUCUAUUUGUGUUCCAACAAUGUCCCGAUUGAAAUGCAUUGUCCUGCCAAUCUAUUAUACGAUCCAUAUGUAGAAAGAUGCGGCUUCCCAGAAGACGUUCUCUGUGGUGAGAGAGUUGUUUAAGUUACUGAUGUUUUUACUGUUUAAAAAAAUGAAUGAUUAAUAACAUUCUUAUAAAUCAAGUCUCAAUAAUACUUCUUUAUAACAAUUUUUGAUUUAG